Messenger RNA from Dovyalis caffra, 855 nucleotides. The record is from the annotation of a GenBank genome assembly. NCBI's taxonomy places the organism in Eukaryota, Viridiplantae, Streptophyta, Magnoliopsida, Malpighiales, Salicaceae.
AUGCGGUUGUUUCCUUUGAGCUCGAGUUCGAGUUCGAGUUCAAGCUCGGAGAAGGAGCAGAGUAAUGGAGGGAGCAGUAGCGUGAUGUUGUAUCUUAACAUCUAUGAUCUUACACCUAUAAAUAACUACCUUUACUGGUUUGGUCUCGGGAUCUUCCAUUCCGGUAUUGAAGUGCAUGAUAUGGAGUAUGGCUUUGGAGCCCACGAGUACCCAACCAGUGGGGUGUUUGAGGUGGAACCAAAAAGUUGUCCAGGCUUCAUUUUUCGACGGUCUGUGGUAUUGGGCAGCACCAACAUGUCUCGUUCAGAAUUUCGGUCAUUCAUGGAACAUCUUUCUGCAAAAUAUCAUGGAGACAGUUACCAUUUGAUUGCCAAGAAUUGCAACCACUUUACUGAUGAAGUCUGUAAGCGAUUAACUGGAAAGCCUAUUCCUGGAUGGGUAAAUCGGAUGGCUCGAUUAGAGUUUUUAUUUGAAGUUUCAGGUUCUUUCUGUAAUUGUUUACUGCCAGAAAGCAUACAGAUCACAGCAGUUAGACAUCUUCCUGAUCAUCCAACAUAUUCUGGUAAGUUUGUUCGAUUAAUCAAGGUUCUCUCCUUUGUUAGUUCAAAGAUUUUUGGUAGGGCAGAGGGAACUUCUGCAUGUGGUUGUUUGAUGUUUUUGAUGGGGAUUAUGUUUUCUUACCUGGAUCCUAACACCGAUGCAGAUGAUGAUGAUGAUGGAUUGGAAUCUGUUGCGUCAUCUAUAACAGCAGGGAGCGAAGAAGAGGGUUCAAAUCAUCAUCUGCUAACUUCACCAAAUGGUGAAGUUGCAUUUUUAAAGGAGAAACCAAUGAGGCUAGCAAGGGAACUCCUAUAG